Messenger RNA from Drosophila willistoni, 1738 nucleotides. Its product is annotated as tRNA modification GTPase GTPBP3, mitochondrial. The record is from RefSeq and is a predicted model, not a curated record. The transcript is spliced from 2 exons. Gene Ontology annotation, cellular component: mitochondrion; cytoplasm. Gene Ontology annotation, biological process: tRNA wobble uridine modification; tRNA methylation. Gene Ontology annotation, molecular function: GTP binding; protein binding; GTPase activity. NCBI's taxonomy places the organism in Eukaryota, Metazoa, Arthropoda, Insecta, Diptera, Drosophilidae. Bases 69 to 1592 code for a protein of 507 amino acids.
GGCAUAAAAUGCUGCCAGCUGAUUAUUUGCGCUUGAUAUAUUUAUAGCGCUUGUGAAGAUGAGAUGCAAUGGCUUUGCUGCGGAACAUAUCCAAUAGUUUUUGUCGCAUUUUUCAACGGCAAGCCAGUUCCGAUUCCGCUUGUACCAUCUAUAGCCUGAGUUCCGGCCACGUAAAGUGUGGCGUUUCCGUUAUACGCCUCUCGGGACCAAGGACAAAACAGGCAUUGCGAGCCAUAAUAGCAAGUGGAAGUAAAAACACUCAAAAUGGAUUUGAAUUCGAGCCAAAGCCCAGACAGGCCUAUCUUAAAUCCUUCUAUCACCCAGUUAGCAAAGAGAUGAUAGAUAGAGGUCUAUUACUCUGGUUCCCAGGGCCGGCUUCAUUCACUGGAGAGGAUUCCUGUGAGUUUCAAGUGCAUGGUUCUCUAGCUGUAAUAGCUGCCAUGUUGGAUGCACUGGGUCAGUGUGAUGGCUUAAGGCCGGCGGAACCGGGCGAAUUCACCAAGCGAGCCUUCUUUGGAGGCAAACUAGAUUUAACAGAAGUUGAGGGCUUGGCUGAUCUUAUACAUGCUGAAACUGAAGCCCAAAGAAAGCAGGCCCUACUACAAAGUACUGGAGCACUGGCCCGUCUCUAUGAUAGCUGGCGCAAGCGGCUUAUUCGUUGUGCUGCACAUUUGGAGGCAUACAUUGACUUUGCCGAAGAAGAGCAAAUCGAAGGCGGAGUGAUUCUUCAACUGACUCGUGAACUAAAUACUGUGAAAGCAGAAAUACGGGAUCACUUGAACGACCAGCGUCAGGGUGAACUUUUGCGUGAUGGUGUCCGCACUUGCAUUGUGGGUGCACCCAAUGUAGGCAAAAGUAGUCUCCUAAAUAUGCUCUGUCAAAGAUCUGUAUCCAUUGUGACUCCUCAGGCUGGGACAACUCGUGACAUAAUAGAGACCAUGCACAAUUUUGGUGGUUAUCCGGUGGUUUUUGCCGAUACAGCUGGUCUACGUAGGCAAACCAGCGAUGCCAUAGAACUGGAGGGCAUGCAACGAGCCAAACAGUGGAUCAACCAAUCCGAUUUGAUACUUCUCGUUGCCGAUGCUAGAGAAUUGGCAACAUUAGACAGUAGCCAAUCGAAAUCAUUAACUAACUAUAUAGAAAAAUACCUGAAUGAUCUGGAUAUACAGCUAGAUCUAUAUAAUGGCAAUGUGUUAAAACUAGUGGCUAAUAAAACCGACACUCUGACGACAGACGAGUUGAAAAAUCUCCAUAAACUUAGCAAUAUUUUGACAAUAUCGUGUCUUCAACCAACUAACGAGGCAUUGCAACGAUUUCUUCAAGCUCUGGAGCAACAAUUGCAGCAACUAUGCGGCACACCACGAGCAGAACAUCCACGCAUCACCCACAUGCGCUAUCGCCAGCAACUGGAGCGCUGCAUUGAGCACAUUGACAUAUUUUUAAGCGAUUACAAACCAGAUGUCUAUCCAGACAUGGCAAUAGCCGCACAGAAAUUACGUCAAUCGGUCCGCUGCAUAGAACGCAUCACCGGUCAUGUCAGCUGCGAAGAUAUACUAGAUGUGGUGUUCAAGGACUUCUGUAUUGGAAAAUAGUUCUUAAGAAUAAAUAACUUAGAGACUGCAUCCAGUUAAACUUAGUAGAUAUUCUGACCCGUUGAGUAUUUUGUGGUGAAACAUAUAAUCCCUUCAUAUUUAAUUUUUAUAAACAUUGGAAUAAUAUAUAUGAUUAUCAUAGAAUA